Molecule: messenger RNA, 2366 nt
Organism: Musa acuminata AAA Group (dessert banana)
Lineage: Eukaryota; Viridiplantae; Streptophyta; Magnoliopsida; Zingiberales; Musaceae
Product: probable flavin-containing monooxygenase 1
Exons: 5
Coding region: 290-2071 (593 amino acids)
Molecular function (GO): N,N-dimethylaniline monooxygenase activity; NADP binding; flavin adenine dinucleotide binding
Source: RefSeq, a predicted model, not a curated record
UCUUCCUGCCAUCCAAAUCCGUGGAAGGCCUCCACAAAAUCUUUGUAGCCAAGCUGGUCUUGAGGUCAACCCCCACUUGCUGCCAGCUUGAAGCUCCACGAUACCAUGUUCCAACUUUGAAACAGUCAUGGAAAUCUCACACCGCUUUCCCCAUUACCCCGCACACAACCUUGUGAGGGUGAAGAUAAAGAAACCAUAAACAUCUCAGUGGACUGUUUCAACUGUUCUUGUGAUCCCUUUCCAUCUUUAUUAGUUCUGAUUCUUUUUCAGUCUAAAUCCAAUAGGAAUUAUGACUGAUAACCUGCACCAUGGUCAAUCGCCGACGACCUUCUUGCCAUGGCUAUUUAUGCUCGUACCUCGCCAUGUACAUCCUCAUGCAUUUCACGUGCCUUCUCCCCUUCGUUUGCCUGCGUAUAUAUACACCCCUCAUGCCGUGCCCUCCAUCCACUACCUUCGUCCCUUUCUCAGAGAGAGAGAGAGAGAGAGAGAGAGAGAGAGAGAGAGGAUGGAGAAGAGUGGGACGCCCAGGGUGGCGAUAAUAGGGGGAGGAAUCAGUGGCCUGGCGGCGGCGAAGGAGCUGCGCUGGCUCGAGCCGGUCCUUUUCGAGGCUACGGACUCGAUCGGAGGGGUGUGGAGACACUGCUCCUUCCGCUCCACCAGGCUGCAGACGCCGCGGCCGGACUACGAGUUCUCCGACUACCAGUGGGCGGACCGGAACGACCCCACGUUCCCAACCCACUCCGAGAUAUUGGAGUACCUGCACGGCUACGCCACGCACUUCGACCUGUGGAGGUUCAUCGAGCUCGAGACCAAGGUGGUGGAGAUCCGCUUCGUCGGCCACGGCGAGACGAAGACCGGCUUCACCGAUCUCUGGGGCGACAAGGGACGGCCCAUCGCCGACGGACCCGCGUGGGAAGUCGGCGUGGUGACCCCCCGUUCCAACACCGUUCAGUGGUGCAAGUUCGAGUUCGUGGUUAUGUGCAUCGGGAAGUACGGCGACGUCCCCAACUUGCCGACGUUUCCCCGUGGGAAGGGGCCGGAGACCUUCCUAGGGAAGGUAUUGCACUCGCUGGAUUACUGCAAGCUCGACGACGAAGCCGCCAAAUCACUGAUGAAGGGUAAGAAGGUCGUCAUCAUCGGCUACAAGAAGUCCGCCAUCGACCUCGCUGUCGAGUGCGCCGAAGCUAACCACGGGAGCGAUGGUCAACCUUGCACCAUGGUGAUAAGGACUCUUCACUGGACCGUUCCCUCUUACUCCAUAUCGGGUCUGCCGUUCUUCCUGUUCUUCUCGACGAGGCUUUCUCAGUUCCUCCAUGAAAGGCCAAACCAAGGUCUCUUCCGGUCUCUUGCCUGCCACCUCUUGUCCCCCUUGAGGAGAGGCGUGUCGAGAUUUAUCGAGUCCUCUCUGACAUGGAAGCUGCCGCUGGAGAAGUAUGGGCUGAAGCCAAACCAUCCUUUCGUGGAGGACUACGCCUCGUGUCAGAUGGCGAUCUUGCCGGAGAACUUCUUCGCGGAGGCCGACGAGGGGCGGAUCGCGUUCAAGAGGUCGUCGCGGUGGUGCUUCUGGGAAGGCGGGGUCGUCUUGGAUGACAACACCAAGCUGGAGGCUGAUGUCGUGCUCCUCGCCACCGGAUUCGACGGCAAGCAGAAACUGAAGUCGGUGCUUCCGGAGCCUUUCCGCGGACUCAUCGUGGACUCAUCCGGUGUCAUGCCGCUGUAUAGGGGAACGAUCCAUCCUCUCAUCCCGCACAUGGCGUUCGUGGGGUACGUCGAGAGCGUGUCGAACCUGCACACGUCGGAGCUACGGUGCAAAUGGCUGGGGCGGCUGCUGAGGGGGCACUUCAAGCUGCCGGGGACGGGGGCGAUGUUCCGGCAGACCGGCGCGGAGAUCGACGUGAUGAAGAGGACCACCAGGUUCUACCGCCGCCAUUGCAUCUCCACCUUCAGCAUCAACCACAGCGACGACAUGUGCGAGGAGAUGGGAUGGAGCUCAUGGAGGAAGCGCAGUUGGCUCGCCGAGCUCUUCAGCGCAUACAACAACCAGGAUUACAAGGAAGACGAGAGCCAGUAAUGGAUCUUCUGCUACAUCACCUCUCUCAUGUCAUCGGCUACAAACCAAGCAACAAUUAUGUUUCUUUGAUGCGAAGAUUGAUCUUAAUAAUAAGAGUGAUGUCGAGUGAAGAAAUGGCUUCAAGCAUUUCUGGUUGCCAUUAAUUGAAGAGAUGGGUCGGUGAAGAACCACUACAUGAUUUCUAAUCCGAGUUGGGGGAAGCUAAAGCUGUUUGAUUCUUGUCAACCUGUGUUCCUCUGCCGGAGCAGACUGAUGUCAGCUACAUCACCGAAUGCUCAGUUGAUCAGCCAAUUGU